AACUGUCAGCACUCACUCAACAGACUCCAAACUCUCUGGAACAGCACACCGAAUCCAGACUUUCUGGCCAAGAACAACAUUCUUUUUUCAUCCUACAAGACAAGCAUCAGUAAGUGAGCAGGAUUGUUUUUACAUUUUUGAAAACAGAAAAUCUGCAGUUAUAGUUUAACAGAUCUAAAAAGAGUCAGUUAGAGUAGCUAAACAAAACAUCAGCAAAAUGCAAGCCGUACGCCAGUGUUCAGCAUGUGCAAGACAUGCUGCAGGAGGACUUGUACGAAAUCAAGAUGUCUCCCUGUUGCAAAGGAGAGGUGCAGCCUGCAUCCGCUACCUCAGCACCUCUGAGAAGAGGAAGUCUGGGGUCCAGAAACUUGGAGAUCUGACAAACCCUACACACAUCAGCCUGGCCUCAUUAAGUGUCAGUCACGGGCUUUGGCAGGUGGAGGAUCUUUCACAUAACUCACUGAUCAGGAGAGCUGCCUCAGUGCUGACAGACAGCUCAAGUGCGUUCCUCUCUCAGGCCACCUUGGCUCUCAUGGAUGCACUGACAGACUACUCAAAGGCUGUGCACUCACGCAUCACUUUCCAAAAAAGAUAUCUAGCGUCACUGGGCAAGAUGAGCCCAUCAGAGGAGGAAUCCCUCCAGAGGGCGAUCAGUGGCUGGCGUGCAGAAGCUGCUGAGAGACUGAAUGAAUGCAAACAUUAUGACUCAACCUGGAUCAAUGCUGUCAACCUCUCCAAAAUGGCAGCUCAGGCAGCACACUCCUCAGGAGCCCAUCAGGCAUCCAUCUUGGUCCAAACAAACAUCCAGGUAGCCCAGUCACAGGUAGAGGAGGCACGGAAACUGUCAGCAGAGGCCGAUAAGAAGCUGGCCGAGACCAAAGUGGAAGAGAUCCAGAGAAUGGCAGAAUACAAUGCUUUUCUAGAGGGCAGCGAGGAACAUGAAGUGCAUGAGGCUUAUCUACGGGAGGACUGAGCCAGGCACAGCAGAAACCAUGUCAAAGUGCGACUGAUUUCUUUUGGAAACUUUGAUCUACUUUCAGCGUUUGUUUUCUCUUUACUUUAACUUCAGUUUGGAGUCUGUAGCAUUAUAUAUGUUGAACAUAUUUAUAUUUAUAAGACAAAGUCUAAUUUUCAAAAGGGUAAUAACUGAAUAGCACUUUUGGGGUAUUAGCCACUGUAUCACUUUGUAAGUCUAUUUAUUUGAUUAGUGAAUGUUCUACAAUUAAACUAUGAAAUUGACAGUGAAUACUGUGAAAGAGGAGCUUUUCACUGUGGGGUGUAUGAGAAUAACAACAAAAGCGGAUGUUUUACUGUAACAAGCAUAUUUUCUUAUUAUUGUGUUUAUAAUUUUUGUUAUGUCUAAAAAUAAAAGAUAAAAAAGUGGAAAAA
Molecule: messenger RNA, 1389 nt
Organism: Girardinichthys multiradiatus
Lineage: Eukaryota; Metazoa; Chordata; Actinopteri; Cyprinodontiformes; Goodeidae
Product: diablo IAP-binding mitochondrial protein-like
Exons: 6
Coding region: 218-973 (251 amino acids)
Biological process (GO): neuron apoptotic process; intrinsic apoptotic signaling pathway in response to oxidative stress
Cellular component (GO): mitochondrion
Source: RefSeq, a predicted model, not a curated record